This is a messenger RNA of Anastrepha obliqua, 487 nucleotides long. RefSeq lists its product as uncharacterized. The record is from RefSeq and is a predicted model, not a curated record. NCBI's taxonomy places the organism in Eukaryota, Metazoa, Arthropoda, Insecta, Diptera, Tephritidae. The coding region runs from base 86 to 487 and encodes 133 amino acids. The transcript has 2 exons.
CGCAGCCAAUGCGGCAAAAAUCAAAUACGAAAAGUGUGACUAACGAAUAUUCAAAUUUUCUAAGCGGUAGCAAAGUUUCACCAUCAUGAAAUUGCUACUCAUUUUUCUCAUAGUUAGUGGUGUUGUAGCAGCAAAGGCGCAACUAAACCUUGGCUUGGGUCUUGGGAUUGGGAUUGGACGUCUGGGCCCUCCGCCACCUGAGUUCUUCCAAAAUGUAGUAUUGAAUUCAGAAGCCCAAAAGCUGCUUGCAACACCUGAUUUACCAGCCGAUUUACAGCAACGUGUGCUGGACACCAUGAGCAGUUCUGAGCUGGGAUUCACUAGUUGCAGUACUGUGACCACACUUCCGUGGUUUCAAAUGCGCUGUGUUGCCUUACAACUGUCAAAAUCAAAGGCCGAGUUGAAAGCUAUUGAUGACGAAGCAAAGGCGCGCGCUCAGGCUGUAGCAAACACCGAAGAAUCAGCACAAACGGCAGCAAGUGCCUAA